Messenger RNA from Anopheles stephensi (Asian malaria mosquito), 775 nucleotides. RefSeq names its product 60S ribosomal protein L35a (gene RpL35A). Gene Ontology annotation, molecular function: structural constituent of ribosome. Bases 137 to 691 code for a protein of 184 amino acids. Gene Ontology annotation, biological process: ribosomal large subunit biogenesis; cytoplasmic translation. The record is from RefSeq and is a predicted model, not a curated record. Gene Ontology annotation, cellular component: cytosolic large ribosomal subunit; ribosome. NCBI's taxonomy places the organism in Eukaryota, Metazoa, Arthropoda, Insecta, Diptera, Culicidae. The transcript is spliced from 3 exons.
CUCCCUUUGCUGACAGUUGAAAGCGGAAGCAGUUCGAACGUCAUAUGACAGCAGCUUUCAACCACUGAUCUUGUCUCUCUCUUUUUCCGGCAUCGUGUAUGCUAGCUGGACACAUUUUGUUUGAGCCUUACUGAACAUGGCUGAUACUGCCACCGCCGCCGCUAAGAAGCCGGCCAAGAAGGUCGCCCCAAAGAAGGCCGCAGCGAAGGCUGAGGCGGGAGCGAAGGCUGACGCCGCAAAGGCCGCCCCGAAGGGAGACCGCAAAUCCCGUCAAACCCCGGAAGCUAUCCGCGCUCGUGUCAAGCGCGCCAAGGAACAGCGUACCCCGAAACCUUCCCUGCCGCGCCCGAAGAAGAGCUACGGACGGCUGUGGGCCAAGGCUGUGUUUACCGGUUACAAGCGUGGACAGCGCAACCAGCACGAGGGUCAUGCGCUGCUGAAGAUCGAAGGUUGCCGCAACCGCAAGAACGUCCUGUUCUACGUUGGCAAGCGGUGCGUGUAUGUGUACCGUGGCAAGACCAAGCGUAACCAUCCGGGUAGCAACAAGAAGUCUACCAUCCGCGCCAUCUGGGGCAAGAUUACCCGUUCGCACGGUAACAGCGGCAGUGUUCGCGCACGGUUCCGCACCAACCUGCCCGGACACGCCAUGGGCCAUUGCAUUAGAAUUAUGCUUUACCCGUCGCGUAUCUAAGCGCAGUGAGUCGUGUGUACAUUUAAUAAUGGAAUCCCCCACAAUAAAAGAGCGUGUGACGAAGUGAACCUCCCUGGAAGGAUA